Messenger RNA from Paramecium pentaurelia, 919 nucleotides. Lineage: Eukaryota; Ciliophora; Oligohymenophorea; Peniculida; Parameciidae. The record is from the annotation of a GenBank genome assembly.
UAUGUCUGGAGAAUAGCCUAUACUUAAAGCAUCUAAUGUUAAAUUAGACACAAUUGUAAUUCUUAUAUCCAUUUUAGGCUGCCAUGAAAAUUAUGAAACUAGGUAAUGAUAAUCCAACUGCCAAUUAGUAUGGCUAUCUAUUAGGAAUUAUUGAAAGUGAAACAAUUGAAGUCACAAAUUGUUUCCCUAUUAUUGAUGUUGAUGAAGAAUAAGAUCAAUAAUAUGAAUAUUUAGAUUAUGCAAAAAAACAUCAUUUGGAUUUCCAUAAGCUUGGCCUUUAUGUUAUUACAGAUCAAAAUAGACAUUUUACUUUAGAUUAAUUUGAAGAUAUAAAUAGACUUCAAUUCUAUGUUAAAUAUGCCUUUGUCUUAGUAUACUCUUUGUAAUUAGCUAAAUCUGGUCAUUCUUAACCAUUUUAAGCAUUUGUGGUAUUUUUUUAUCCUUAUUAAUAGAUUAAUGAGAAAUAUGCUGAAAUAUAUUCUAAAGAUGAAAUUCCUGUCUUAAAUAUUAAGAAUGAUAAGAUAUAUAGACAACUUCCAUUAGAAUUACUUAAGACCCCAUUGACAUAAGUAUAUAUUAUAUUAUAAUUAGGCAUUUUUGUAUCAAUAUAGAGCAUCUAUUGAAGAGAAAUUUAAAAAUGAAGAAACCAAAUUCACAUCCAACAUCUAAAAUUAUGGUCGAUAAUUAAUUGAAACUAUUGAAGAAUAAGUGACUUUAUCAGAUAAAAUCAAUUCUUCUACUUAAAAUAAGAAAGAAGGUGAUAAAGUAAUUAAUAAUAUCUAAUUAAUUAGCAACCUGAAUUAUUAGAAUAUUUAAUAUCCAUGAAUAAACUUUAUUAUUUGGCAGAAGCAAUUAAGAGAGAAACCUAAUACACAUUAGAAACAGAAUAAGUAUUGACAAAUAUAUUAAAAUAAUGAUU